Saprolegnia diclina VS20 is the source of this 2775-nucleotide messenger RNA. RefSeq lists its product as hypothetical. Gene Ontology annotation, biological process: chemotaxis. The record is from RefSeq and is a predicted model, not a curated record. Bases 1 to 2775 code for a protein of 924 amino acids. Lineage: Eukaryota; Oomycota; Saprolegniomycetes; Saprolegniales; Saprolegniaceae. The transcript has 7 exons.
AUGGCCGAGUGCUUUGGCGCCAACAUGGACCCGGACGUGGUCCGCUUUGCGAAAGCGCAGUGGGGUCUCUCGCCACUGAGCUCGGCGUCGGCGCUCGCGACGGCCUUUGGCACCUACGCGUCCGUGCCUCAGUGCGUCGGACCGUACGCGACGCUGCCAGGCAUUGGCACGACCCGCCAAGUGUACGCAUGCAACGCCACGUGCCAAAUGGCCACCUUGUGCGACGACGGCGACUACAUGAGCCUCCUCAUGUCGCAAGCAGGCGCGCUUAUUGACUUCUCCGUCAACGCCACGUGCAUUGCGCACGGCGGCCGGCUCCAGUGCGCCUCGUACGGCGCUACGGCGUCCACCUGCGCCCGGUAUGCGUGCACGUUCGACGCGAUCACCGGUGCGUGCAAGGACCAGACCGCGUGCAUGACGACGUGCAUGCUGCCCAUGACCGCGGGUGGCUGCGCGCUCGCCAAUGGCACGUGGUACAUGGACCAGUACAACCGCAACCAAUGCUGCCCGCCAGACGCGUACUUCAACGCGACCAACAAAGCCUUUCCGUGCUCGUAUGCGCCGCCCACCGCGCCGGCGCUCGCCUACACGAUCACCGACCCGACGUGCUGUGCGGCGCAGAACGGCACGUGGUUUGUGAGCGGCGGCUACGGCGCGUGCUGCUUUGGGAAGCUCAAGUCCAUUCAAAACGGCAACGCGGUGCAGCUCGCGUGCAUGACGACAGUCAGUAGCUGGGACGUAGCCUCGUGUCUGAGCAGCUGCAGUCGACACAGCGCGGGGUGCACGUCGUGCAAGGCGGCGCAACAGUCGGCCGGCUGCUGCAACACGACAACCGUGGUCGCCAACGAGACGGCGUGCCUCGCACCGACCAUCUGCACCAACCAGCUCGUGGCGGCCGCCAACUGCGCCGACCCGACGCCGUUCUGUGCCAAGUGCGCGGGUAAUGUGUGCUCGAGCGUGACGCAGUGGCCCAGCUGCACCCUCGCGGUCGGCUCGUCGAAUGCGUGCGCCUCGGCGGGCGGCAACUGGGAUGCCACGGCCAAGGUCUGCAACGCAAUUGUCAACUCGACCAUGGUCGGCACCGACUGCCUCCGGUCCGACGUGUGUCCCAGCGCCACCGACGUUGGCGCGUUCUACGCACCGUUUGGUGUCGUGCCACAGUACCCCCGCCGCGCAGUCACGUGCCAACGCGGGUGCUAUUUGCCGUCGGUGACGACACCGGCGACGUGCACGGCGACUGCCAACUACAAGUGGCUGCAAGACCACGCCAACGGCCACGGCAUCUGCAUGACGGUCACGACCGCAGCCAACUGCAACACCCUUGGCGGCACGUUCUUGAGCGCGUCACGAACGUUCUUUCCCGGGGCGUUUACGACGAGCGCCAUGUGCGCCGAAGGCAACUGCGUCGGGAGUCCGCGCGUCGACGGCUGGAGCGCAGCGCAGUGCACGUCGUCGUCGUCAUGGGCGUCGUGCACAAUGGCGUGUUCGACGUGCGCCGUCCCGACGUCGAGUCCGUUGGCCGCCCAAGGCAGCGCUGCCUGCUUUAGCACCGACGCCAGCUACUGCACGAGCCUCGGCUACAGCUCGACUCCGUGUAUGGACAUGAGCGCCAACUCGACGACGGCGUGCGCGGCGCUGACGAGCGCGACGUGGCGCACCUGCAGCAGCUACGCGUCGGCCACUACGUGUGUGAAUACGACCGACGUAUAUGCGACCAUGCUCGGGUGCCGGUGGACGUCCGGACCGUGCACCGACGCCGUCUCGUGCGCAUCGCAAGGGUCGUGCAACGACGGACCCGACGGUCGGCGCAAGGUCUGCUUGGACGCGGGCUGGACGUACGGAGAUACGUGCAAGGCCAAGAUCACGACCGGGCUCAAUCAGGUUUCGGUCGCAACCUGCAGCCAGUGCCAGACGACAGUCGGUGUCUGCGUCGCACCGGCGUCCGGGUCGGGCUGUGCGACGCCAGAGAAGGUACACCCGCGCGGGUGCCGCGUCGACGGUAUUGCUACGGCUGCUGCGUGUGCGACGGCGGGCGGUAGCUGGGUGACGCCGGCGACGACGCAGUCGGCGUGUGUGAGCACCCUCGGGUGUCUCGAGCCUGGCGCGACGACGCUAAGCAUGAAGAACGCCACGCAGUGCACGAAAUGCGGCGGCAGUCUCAAGCCGUGGUAUACGUGGACGUCCGGGGUGUGGGCACCGGCGUACGUCGAGGCGUACACAUGGCAGGCCGGCGGCACGACGCUCGUCUCGGCCAACGCGUACAAGCCGACGCUGUCGCUGCAGCUGCUCGGCCAAGUGCUUCAAGGCCCGAUCGCCAAGCGCGUCGCGCGGCUUCAGAAGACCAAGGCCCUUCUCCAGUACAAUGGCAUGACGGACGUCCUGAGCAAGCUCGCGUGUGCGUGCGGUCGGUCGGCCAACAGCGCGUGCUUCUCGACGCCGGCCUCGGCCAAUGCAACGCUGACGAGCCAGAGCCAAAUCUUUUGCGGCAACAGCUCAACGUCGAUCCCGACCGGCACGACGUCGGCCCUCGUGACGCUCACGUGUCCGAGCUCGCUCUCGGCCCGGCGCCGUCUUGACGCGGCGUCCGACGGCUCGGCGCAGCUCAGCGUCUCGACCUACUCGAUCGCGAGCUACACGCUGGCGCUGGCGCCGUACUGCACGUCGCAAGCACUCAACCCGCUCGUGCUCAAGACGCCUGGCGGUCUCGUCUACGGCCAGCUCCUCGGACCGGGCCAGGGCCAUCGACCCGACGGUGCGGCAGUGGCCGGCCUUUGA